AUGUCGGAACGGCCAGCCGGCAUGCCGCUGCCUAGGAAGGAGAGCGCGGCGGCGGCGGCGGUGGCGGCACAGCCCGCCUUCCUGCUGUGCCCGCUGUUUGGUGACUCGCCCAAGCCAAUACCUGUUGGCAGAGAGCAUGUUCUGCCCCAAGAAGCCAAGCCGGCAGAAGGAGCAGCGGGAGGAGCAGCGCCAGCAGAGGCGGUGCUGGGGCUGCGCCCACAGUGCGGCUUCGCUGGCGACCAGGCGCCGCACGGCGCAAACGUCGCCCGCUGGCACAUCACCCUGCGCGCCGUGCCGGCGCCCGGGCCAGGCGCGGGCGCCGCCGGCGCAGUCGGUGCGGCUGGGGCCACGCAGCAGUGGCAGCUGGAGGCCGGCGUGCACCAGGCAGCCUACCUGCAAUGGGCGGGGAGGGAGCCAGUGCAUCCGGUGGGAGCAGGCAUCACCUUGCUACUGCAGCCGCAUGACCGUCUCUUCCUGGCUAAGCAGGAGGAUGCAGAGCACUACCUGUUUGGAUUCAAGGUGGCCCUGCCCGGAGCCUCGCCGUUGGGUGCGCCCCGCAAGCGCAGCAGCCAGGCAGCAGACGGCGCCAGCCAGCCGCCAGCCAAGCGAGCUGCCCGGCACGGCUGGCAGGCGGGAGCAGCCGCAGCCAGCCUCGGCGGCAGUCGCACAGCAGCAGACGGCAGUAGUGGAGUGCAGGCAGCCGAGGUGCCGGAGUUUACACCGGUGCGCGACAACAGGCAUGGACAGGAGGGCUUGCGGGAGUUUGCGCCCAACCCAACCGAUCACGGCGGCAGGACGGGGCGCUACACAGACGACACGCAGAUGACGAUCGCGCUCGCCAAGAGCCUGGUGCGGCGGGGCAGGUGUGACCCCGAGGACUGCACACAGGCGUAUGUGGAGCAGCGGAGGCUGGUGCCGGUGGGCCACACUUAUGGCAGGGACGCCAAGAACGCAUUUAACGCUCUGGAGCGCGGCACAGCCGACUGCCGCACCUCUGGGCGGCUGGCACGGCCGGAUGGCUCCUGGGGCAACGGCUCGGUCAUGCGGAUCGCCCCGGUGGGCCUGGCCUACAGGAACGCGCCGGCAGAUGUGCUGCGCUGGGCUGUGGCGGAUGCCGUGAUGUGCACCCACGUGCACCCAGAGGCGGCGGAUGCGGCCAUAGUGCAGGCGGCAGCGGUGGGCCUGCUGGCCAAGCCUGGUGUCACCGAGCCUGUGCUGGAGUCGCCGCUCGCGCUCAUAGCACGCCUGCUGCCGCUGGCGGCCACGGCGGCCAUGCGGCAGCGCCUGGAAGCGAUUGAGCGGGCGCUGGCGAGGCUGCCGGCGGGGUUGGACACGGGGAGCGAGCGGGGCAGGGUGGUUAGCGAGAAGAUGCGGAAUGGCGGGUACUGGCAGAUCCGGGCGGUGGAUGCGACGGCCAGCGUGCUGUGGGCCUUCUGCCGCCACUGGGGCCACCCUCCGGCAGCCAUUGUCGGCGCGAUGCACCAGGGUGGCGACACCGAUACCCUGGCUAGCAUGGCGGGGGCGCUGGCGGGGGCGCAGCACAGCUGUUGGUGGGUGCCGCUGUGCUGGUGGUCCGCGCUGGACCGCAGCGUGGCCACAGCCAGCGGCCCGGAAGCGCUGGCGGAGCUGGCGGUCUCCCUGGCGGCGCUGGACGUGCGGGAGUGA
Chlorella variabilis is the source of this 1665-nucleotide messenger RNA. RefSeq lists its product as hypothetical. The record is from RefSeq and is a predicted model, not a curated record. The transcript has 9 exons. NCBI's taxonomy places the organism in Eukaryota, Viridiplantae, Chlorophyta, Trebouxiophyceae, Chlorellales, Chlorellaceae. Bases 1 to 1665 code for a protein of 554 amino acids.